CAGCGAGUGAGAGAUAAACGGGUGUUUAAUCCGCUGGCAGAUGUGCGUUUCCAUCAGAGCUCCGGGGCAAGAUUUAAUCAUUUCCUCGCUGUACCAAAGAGCAAAGACGUUGCCGAGGUCGACUGCUGCCAGAUUUGAAGUUAAUCUUCACAACGGAUCCAUGUUCGCAGAUCAGAGAGUCGUCGGUGCCCUCAAUUGAGCCCGUGCGCACGGACAGAGAGUCGUUCUCCGCGCGCGCGCUCGGUCCCUGAUCCGCACCGGUGUGUCCUGAACGCGCCGCGGGAGGGAUGCUCAUUCACGGUGACUUAUUCUGGAAAGUGAUGCCCAGUUAGUACCAAUGGAUGUGAGGAUGGGUGACUCCCACCAGCACGAGUGAGUGGAAAGAUGCUGCUCGGAUGGAAAUUAUCCCUGUAUGGAUACAAACAGAAGCAGGAGAUGGAUGUUGAAUGUUCCUCCUGCAGGUGCAGCAUGCUGAAGGGGACAGGUGUGAGCUUCAUCCUGCUGUGUCUGAUGGCAGAGGUCAGUCUCAGCGUGCAGCAGGUCUUGAGGAUCGGUGGGAUUUUCGAGACACUUGAGAAUGAACCGAUUCGCGUGGAGGAACUUGCCUUCAAAUUUGCUGUAACCAACAUUAACAGAAACAGGACUUUAAUGCCCAACACCACCCUCACCUACGACAUCCAGAGAAUCAACCUGUUCGACAGCUUCGAGGCCUCCAGACGAGCCUGUGAUCAGCUGGCUCUCGGUGUGGCCGCCGUGUUCGGGCCGUCCCACAGUUCUUCAGUGAGUGCGGUCCAGUCCAUCUGUAAUGCUCUGGAGGUCCCUCACAUCCAGACCCGCUGGAAACACCCGUCUGUGGACAACAAAGACAGUUUCUACAUCAACCUGUACCCAGACUACGCCUCCAUCAGCCGCGCCGUACUCGACAUCGUGCAGUUCUACAAGUGGAAAGCAGUGACGGUGGUGUACGAGGAUGCAACAGGACUAAUUCGUCUUCAGGAGUUGAUCAAAGCUCCGUCUCGCUACAGCAUCAAGAUCAAAAUCCGACAGUUACCGAUGGGAAGUAAAGACGCUCGACCGCUUCUCAAAGAGAUGAAGAAGGGGAAAGAGUUUUGUGUCAUCUUUGACUGCUCGUACCAGACCGCAGCAGACGUCCUCAAACAGCUGUUGUCUAUGGGCAUGAUGACUGAAUACUACCAUUUCUUCUUUACCACGCUGGAUCUGUUUGCGCUGGACCUGGAGCCGUACCGAUACAGUGGCGUGAAUAUGACGGGUUUCCGUCUGCUCAACAUCGACAACCCUCAUGUGGCGUCAGUGGUGGAGAAAUGGUCCAUGGAGCGACUGCAGGCUCCACCCAAACCUGAGACCGGCCUGCUGGACGGAAUGAUGACAACUGAAGCAGCUCUGAUGUAUGACGCUGUGUAUUUGGUCGCUGCCGCGUCUCAGCGAGCGUCUCAGAUCACCGUCAGCUCACUGCAGUGUCACCGACACAAACCCUGGCGCUUCGGCUCGCGAUUCAUCAGCAUGUUCAAAGAGGCUCAGUGGAACGGGCUGACCGGACAGAUCAUCAUCAACAAGACGGACGGCCUGAGGAAAGACUUCGAUCUCGACAUCAUCAGUCUGAAAGAGGACGGGAUGGAAAAGCCGUUUAUGCAAAGUGGUCGCUUUAACAAAGUAUGGAAGAAGAUCGGUGUGUGGAACUCAAACACCGGACUCAACCUGACAGACAGCAACAAAGACAAAAACACCAACGUGACGGACUCCAUGGCCAACCGCACGCUCAUCGUCACCACAAUCCUGGAAAACCCCUAUGUGAUGUACAAGAAGUCAGAUAAGCCUCUGUAUGGGAACGACCGGUUUGAAGGCUACUGUUUGGAUCUCCUGAAGGAGUUGUCCAACAUCCUGGGCUUCUCCUAUGAAGUCAAGUUGGUGUCCGAUGGGAAAUAUGGAGCUCAGAAUGACAAAGGAGAAUGGAAUGGCAUGGUGCGAGAGCUGAUCGAUCAUGUGGCAGAUUUGGCCGUGGCUCCACUCACCAUUACUUACGUGCGAGAGAAAGUCAUCGAUUUUUCCAAGCCCUUCAUGACUCUGGGAAUCUCGAUCCUCUACCACAAACCCAAUGGCACCAAUCCAGGCGUCUUCUCCUUCCUGAACCCGCUCUCUCCGGACAUCUGGAUGUACGUGCUGCUGGCCUGCCUCGGGGUCAGCUGUGUGCUGUUCGUCAUUGCCAGGUUCACCCCGUAUGAAUGGUACAACCCUCAUCCCUGCAACCCUGAUUCAGAUGUUGUUGAGAACAACUUCACACUAAUCAACAGUGUUUGGUUUGGUGUUGGAGCGCUUAUGCAGCAAGGAUCGGAGUUGAUGCCCAAGGCUUUGUCCACCAGGAUUGUUGGAGGUAUCUGGUGGUUCUUCACCCUCAUCAUCAUCUCGUCCUACACGGCUAACCUGGCUGCCUUCCUCACCGUGGAGCGAAUGGAUUCACCCAUAGACUCGGCCGAUGAUCUGGCCAAACAGACCAAGAUUGAGUAUGGUGCUGUGAGGGACGGCUCCACUAUGACUUUCUUUAAGAAAUCAAAGAUCUCCACCUAUGAGAAGAUGUGGGCGUUCAUGAGCAGCCGGAAGAACACGGCGCUGGUGAAGAAUAACAGAGAGGGAAUCCAGCGCGUGAUGACCACAGAUUACGCUCUUCUGAUGGAGUCCACCAGCAUCGAGUACAUCAGCCAGAGAAACUGCAACCUCACACAGAUCGGAGGACUCAUCGACUCAAAGGGCUACGGAGUCGGCACUCCUAUUGGUUCCCCGUAUCGUGACAAGGUGACAAUCGCCAUCCUGCAGUUACAGGAGGAGGGGAAGCUUCACAUGAUGAAGGAGAAGUGGUGGCGAGGAAACGGCUGUCCCGAGGAGGACAGUAAAGAGGCCAGCGCUCUGGGAGUGGAGAACAUCGGAGGAAUCUUCAUCGUGCUGGCGGCCGGUCUCGUUCUGUCUGUGUUCGUGGCCAUCGGCGAGUUUAUCUAUAGGUCCAGGAAGAACCUGGACAUCGAGGAGGUGAGCGUGGGACAGUGUGAAUGGCACAAUAAAUACUGAUGGACUGGUGGACAACACAGGACUUCAGAGGACGUCAGUUUUAUAAUGUACGUUUGCUCCUCGACUUUAUUAAAUCCAAACACACACUGAUGAAACAUUACUUGUAUGAUGUCAGCUGUGCGAGAACUGACGGCGACUUUGGAUACUGAGCAACAUUUCUUUUGACAUUUUUCAUUUUCAGAUGGACAAACGAUAAGGCAUCUGUCAGAGAAUUAUGAAUUAAGACAGGAGUGUUAGUUUGCAGUUUAACUAUUACGCCAGUUACUGUAUUGUUGAGUAGUUCACUUCCAAGUAGUUUGUUUAGAUUUAAAAGAU
Messenger RNA from Carassius carassius (crucian carp), 3393 nucleotides. RefSeq names its product glutamate receptor ionotropic, kainate 1-like. The record is from RefSeq and is a predicted model, not a curated record. Gene Ontology annotation, cellular component: postsynaptic membrane; kainate selective glutamate receptor complex; presynaptic membrane. NCBI's taxonomy places the organism in Eukaryota, Metazoa, Chordata, Actinopteri, Cypriniformes, Cyprinidae. Gene Ontology annotation, biological process: synaptic transmission, glutamatergic; modulation of chemical synaptic transmission; monoatomic ion transport. The transcript is spliced from 16 exons. Gene Ontology annotation, molecular function: kainate selective glutamate receptor activity; transmitter-gated monoatomic ion channel activity involved in regulation of postsynaptic membrane potential. The coding region runs from base 385 to 3078 and encodes 897 amino acids.